Messenger RNA from Zychaea mexicana, 1221 nucleotides. RefSeq lists its product as uncharacterized. The record is from RefSeq and is a predicted model, not a curated record. The coding region runs from base 1 to 1221 and encodes 406 amino acids. NCBI's taxonomy places the organism in Eukaryota, Fungi, Mucoromycota, Mucoromycetes, Mucorales, Lichtheimiaceae. The transcript has a single exon.
AUGAGUAACUCUAGUUAUUACGAUGAUCCGCCCGACCUUAUUGCAAAAAGCCUUGUUGAUAGCAGCAGAAGCAAAAACAGCGCCUGUCCCAACCAACUGUGUCACCUAGCCGUACUGGAGGAUUCAGGAGAAGACGAUAAGCAGCAGAUUGUCCAGGCCCUCAUCGACAACCAACGAACGCUCGAAUAUGUAGGACUGAUUGAAGCAGACCGAGGUCCCAGCUGGUCGUCCGUGUUCAGAUCGCUUCAUCUAUCCAAUCUACAUACGUUGGUGUGCGACGGCAUUGAAUUCGAAAUUAACGCUCUCAUUGCCAUGCUCAAUCAAUGUCCUGCUCUGGAUACCUUGGAACUGACAUUGUAUUACCAGCCUGCAACACUGGAACUGUCUACUCUUGCAUCACUCGCGACGUUAACCAGAUUACGCUCUCUGUUACUCAGUGGAUUUACAUUUGCAAACGAACUCUGCGUAACGACGAUGCUUGAACGAUUUCCUGCGUUGGAAAAGCUUUGCGUUUACUAUGCAGAGUUUCCUCUCAAUCGAGACGCGGCAAAUUUGAUGCGCAACUCAAGAUUGAGCCACCUGGAACUCUGUAUGAUCAGGUUGAGUGACGAAGCUCAAGUAAUUGCUUUAUCCGAAUUUUUCUCGCUGGUGGUAUGCAAACCAGGGCUCGUGACACUGCGACUACUCCAGAUGCCACAGACCACAAAACGCAUGCUCAAUGGGAUUCCCGGUGUCCCUACACUCAGACACCUUGAUAUUGACCUCGCUGAUGUACAGUGGGAAGCGGAGCAGGAGGUGGGUUUAGUAUCGUUCGUCAAGGGGCUACAGGCCGGCAGCAUCAUUCAAAAUUUGACUUUUCGUGGUUUGGAUUACUAUGCUUCUUUGGAUGAUGGUGCUGUCAUUGAUGCAUUAAGCGAACUGCCGUUUUUGAACGAGCUCGCUUUGCAGACUCCUAACGUCAUGACCGCGGCCAAGGAUUCUUUACAAGAGGAUCUCGACCUAGCUGGCAACAUCCUGUCGUUACUUUGUAAGAGCAAAAGUCUGAACAGGGUUGUUCUGUACAAGGCUUCCACAUUAAGCAAAUUCCCCCAAAAACCCACCAUUGAUCAAGUACUUGUGCAGAAUGAAGUAUCAGAACAGUACUCGGUAACUGAUGGUGAUCAUAAAACCAACAGAGUUGAUGGCGCUAUUCUUACAUCUCUGACGAUAGCGCGAGCGUAA